UGCGCAGUGCGCACUUACACUAAAUUAAAUUCAGUUUUCGCGCGGUAAACUGCGCGAGUAGACGUACGGUCAUGCGAGAGUCGGCUAGCAGGAUGGCCGAACUCGAAUUCGAGGCGCCGCUUGCCCAAAUCGAAGAUGCUGACGAUUGUCUCUCCACUGCGGACUUUCCGCAGAAAACUAUCAACGGCAAUGACAUAAAAUUCAAUAACAUCAACAACCUAAAAAGUGAAAUAGUCAUAAUGAAAACUGACUCCAACAAAAUAAACGAUAAUGAUGAACCGAAACCGGUGAAGUGUAAACAGGAUAAUAUGCAAAAUGGUGAGGGAGAUAAUUUUACGGAGACUUUCUCGGGCUCGCUGGAGGAUCUGGUGAACACGUUCGACGAGAAGAUCACCAAGUGCUUCGGCAACUACGAGGAGAGCGUGGAGAAACUGGCGCCGGUGCAAGUUCGUUCGCAGGAAGAAAUUAUGAACGAGUGCCAAAUGUGGUGGACAAUUACAGGAAACUUCGGCAACAUUCUACCCAUAGACUGGACAAAGUCCUUCUCGCGAAAAAUGCACAUUCCUACCUUAAACCUAAGUGAUAAGAAGAGCGGCUACACAACUUUCCAGAGCGCCAUGACGCCGGACGACGAGAUCCACAGCUCUGAGGACGAAGCCGUGGCCUCGGAUCUGGACAUGCACGCGCUCAUCCUGGGCGGCUUGCACCAGGACCAUGAGUGUCCUGUUAAAACUGCUGAUGAGGUGAUACAAGAAAUAGAUGACAUGAUGCAAGAAACUCCAUCAUCUGAAGGAGACAUCAUCGAGUACAACGAGGCUCUGGAGAAAGGGAAGGAAGUUCUGAGCUCGCCUCUCUACGAAGAUAAACUACGCCAUCUCUCUCUUGCCCAACUGAACGAGAUAUUCAUGGAGUUAGAGGUCCUAAUCCGCGAGUUCUCUGAAACUCUCAUAGCAGAACUGGCCCAUAGAGACGAACUGGAGUAUGAGAAAGAGUUGAAGAACACUUUCAUAUCUCUUCUACUAGCUGUUCAGAAUAAGAGGAGACAAUAUCAUAUAGAGAAGAAGAAGAGAUCUGGUCCACAACGUUCGCCGUCUCUUAGCGUUACUACUACCGCUGAACCUAAGUACUUGACCACAGUGAUCCCGUUCCACCUGGAUAACGGGCCGCCCGACAACCAGUCGCUGCAAGUUCUUAUCAAGAUUCUAAAAGCCAUCAACGAAGACAGCCCUACAGUACCGACCCUGCUCACAGAUUACAUUCUCAAGGUCUUGUGCCCAACAUAAAUCUCAAAACUUGUUUAGCUAAUUAAAAAAAAUAUCCGAAACUACUUUAUGUAAAGAAAUUUUGAUCUACAUAAUCAAUUUUUCAUCAUACAUAUUUAUAUUAUAAUGUCACUGAAUAAAAAAUACAAACUUUUUACAAAUUCAUUGAUUUCAAUUAAAUCACCAUGAGUCUAGCAAGGGUUAGAAAUUAUUUGCUCUUUAAUAUAUUAUUUUGUCUGUGGUUUAUACCAUAUAUAAAUUUAUAUUAAGUAAGCUAGACUACUAUAAUUAUGUAUUAAUGUCCUAUAUUUUCAAUAUCGGGUGGCUACUGCAUAUUUUUA
Colias croceus (clouded yellow) is the source of this 1603-nucleotide messenger RNA. It is a transcript of the gene Unc-76, whose product is annotated as fasciculation and elongation protein zeta-2. Gene Ontology annotation, cellular component: axon; cytoplasm. The coding region runs from base 72 to 1283 and encodes 403 amino acids. The transcript has 7 exons. NCBI's taxonomy places the organism in Eukaryota, Metazoa, Arthropoda, Insecta, Lepidoptera, Pieridae. The record is from RefSeq and is a predicted model, not a curated record.